AUGAUACUCAAACCAAAACCAAAUCAACCAUAUCUUGCAUGGGCUGGUGCUAAAAUAACUUCAUUAAAACCACAUACUAUUCAAUGGACAGAUCCUGAUGGUAUGAAAAUAGACUUGACUAGUUCAGUAUGGUGUGAUCCAACAUAUCACGCAGGUUACUUAUUACAAAAAGAACCAACAUCAGGAACUAGAGAAGGUCCGAAUGGUACUGAACGUGAAGAAUGUAUUACAUACAAUUUCGGUUCUAAAGAUACAAGUUUUCUCUGCUUAUCAGAUGAUUACUGUAAUCAAAAAUAUCCAUUUAUAUGCGAAAUGAAUGCUGCUAGUAUGAAAUUAGCUACUUCUACACAUCAUGGUACUAAUAAUGGUGGUAUUUUAUCCGGAACAAAUCCAGGUACUUCAUCUGGAACAGAGAGUGAUACCGUCGAUUUUGAAGAACCACCACCUCCUCCACCAGAAGAUCCUGAUUUUAAUCCAGAACAUCUUGGUUUACAAGCAGCAGCUCUUAAAGAAGAAACAGGUUUUCUUACAAUGACCAAUAUAAUUAUAAUUGCUGUUGUAGGAGUAAUUCUUAUUGUUGGAGCUAUUGCUGGAUAUAUAGUUAUAAAAAAUAAAAAAACAAAUAUACGUAAUCCUAAUCGUGGAAAUGGAGGUGUAUCUCAAGGUAGACCAAGUUUUGCUAGUUCAAUUGGAAGUAUGGUUGAUGAAUAG
Molecule: messenger RNA, 711 nt
Organism: Rotaria sp. Silwood2
Lineage: Eukaryota; Metazoa; Rotifera; Eurotatoria; Philodinida; Philodinidae
Source: the annotation of a GenBank genome assembly